Messenger RNA from Apis florea (little honeybee), 1607 nucleotides. Its product is annotated as dynein axonemal assembly factor 4. Gene Ontology annotation, biological process: outer dynein arm assembly; cilium movement; inner dynein arm assembly. Gene Ontology annotation, molecular function: protein binding. Lineage: Eukaryota; Metazoa; Arthropoda; Insecta; Hymenoptera; Apidae. The record is from RefSeq and is a predicted model, not a curated record.
ACGUUUAAUUGAAAAAGACGUUGAUCGAGAAAAUGCCAGUUAUAAUUAUUAAAGAUUAUUCUUGGCGUCAAACUUCAGAAUUUAUUGUAUUAAAUGUACCUUUAAAAGGAUAUCCGAAGAAGGUUGACUUAUUUGUAAUAGAUAAUUAUAUAAAGGUCAGUUUUCCACCGUUUAUAUUAGAAUUAUUUCUUUGGGCUAAUAUUAUUGAAAAAGAAGUAAAUGCACUUUAACGGAAAAUGAAGCAAUAUUUACUUUGCGUAAAACGAAUAUUAAUUUACAAUGGCCUACUUUGGAAGUUCAAGAUAUUAACAAUGAUUUUAAACGACAGUGCCGUAUUCAAGCUUUAGAACAUGCUCAAAAACAUGCUGAAGAAAGAAUAAAAUUUAAAAAUGAAAAACGUCAAUAUUUACAAAAAGAAGCAGUGAAAGAACAAAUUAAUAUUAAUACAGACACAUUGAAUAAAAUAGAAAUAAUACGAGAUACACAUCGGAAAGAAGCAAUGCAGGAAUUUGAAGAUUGGAGAUCGAAAGCUGAAUUACCAUUUCUUUCUAAUAUUGAUGGAAAAACACAAGAAAAUAGAAAAGCUUAUAAACCACCGUUAAAAUGGUUUAAAAAUAAGGAUAAUGCAUUAAAAUCUCAAUCAAUUACCGAAAAAGAAAUAUUUAAUAGUACAACUAUAAAGGAAUUUGAAACUAAUAUAAAGAAUGAUGAACAGAUUUCAGAAAUACAAUCAAUAAAUAAGGAUCAAGAAAAUAAUAGUAAAACAGAAAUGACAAUAAAGGAAGAAGAUAAUAAAAAUGACACUAGUUGCUCUGAAGAAUCUGAAUCAGAUUAUGAAAUUUCAUCGCAUAGUUCAGUACAAGAAAUGAACAAAAAUAAUAUAAAAAAAUUUUAUAAUAAAAAACAGAAAAGACCAGGAUUGGAAACUGUAGAAGCUGCGAUAAAGGGUAAUAUUUUAAAAAGAAAUAAUAUAUUUGAAGAACCUUCAAAAUCGGUACCGUUACCAAGAAAAAUAGGUAUAAUCAAUAUCACAUUUUCGGAACGGAAAUUUCCAACACCAGCUAGGGAAAGUUCUCAUGUCGAAGAACAAGAAUGGUUGCAGAAACAGGCAGAAGCGAGGCGUAAAAUUGGUUUUGAUGCGGAAGAUCUUCGACCAGAAGAACGAGAUCCCCAAUGGUUAAAGGAUAAAGGAGAUGAAUUUUUUAAAGUCGGAAAUUAUUUAGCUGCUAUAAGCGCUUAUACGUAUGGAAUUAAGAUUAGUGAUAAAAUGGCAUCUCUCUAUGUAAAUAGAUCAGCAGCACAAUAUGCAUUAGGCAAUUAUCGUAGAUGUAUAGAAGAUUGUUCUAAAGCAUUAGAGUUAAUGGAACCAAAAUGUGAAAGCAAUCAAGAGUCAAGGGCUAGAUGUCACGCUCGACGAGGCGCAGCACUUUGUAAAUUGUCGGCUCCUCAGCAUGGUAUUCCUGAACUAGAAACUGCUUUGAAAUUAACACCAGAUAAUGAAAGUAUAAAACGUGAUGUACUGGUCGCAAAACAAUACUUCGGUAUGAAAGACUAAUUGCAAAAAGUAAGUAGGUGAACUAGAUUAUUUGACUAACUAAAAAAGUUGA